Mangifera indica (mango) is the source of this 814-nucleotide messenger RNA. RefSeq lists its product as uncharacterized. Lineage: Eukaryota; Viridiplantae; Streptophyta; Magnoliopsida; Sapindales; Anacardiaceae. Bases 227 to 667 code for a protein of 146 amino acids. The transcript has a single exon. The record is from RefSeq and is a predicted model, not a curated record.
UCUCUUUAAUAAAGAAACUUCUUUCAAUUUUUGAAUUGAACCAAAAAGGAAAAUUAAGCACAGUUAAAACUUAAACCCAUUAUACAUAACUUCUCCUUGGAGGCAACUCUUACUUGUUUCAUGAGUUUUUCCCAAACCAUCUCUUUCUCUGCACUCAAAGAACAACACUCUUAGUAAAACCCUGCUUCAACCGCCACCAUCCCCACUCUCUCAAACAAUCUAAAACAUGUCAAUGUCCUCUCAACCCCAACAACCUGCAGUUGGCGGCGUCGUUUACCCAAACACAGUCACAAGACCGCCGCCCAAUUCCCCUGCAUCUCCCUCGUCGGAUGGAUCGUUUGGGACGGUGUUCAUCAUCCUGGCUGUUAUUGUUGUUAUAUCAGCUGUAGCUUGUUGUCUUGGGCGUCUCUGCAACCGACGCCAUCCCAAACAUAAACCCCACAAACAAAGCCACAACUCUUACCCACAAGAAGGCCAAGUGGGGAACAUGGAGUUCCAUAAGCAGCAAAGCCACGGCUUUCGUCCCAGAGAAAGGGAAAGAGACAUAGAGUUUGGGUUCGAUAAAAAUAUUGCAGCUUCGAAACCUGCUGGGAAUGGACAAACCAGAGGUUUCAAACAGUUUGGAAAUGGAGACAUCAAGUUUGAACCCAAGCUUGGAGGUGUAUAAUGGAGUCAUGAGGAGCUAGCUUGGGUAACUGUGAUGGUGUCAAGUUCCAUUUAAACUCCUCAGAUCAAACGUAGUUAUUGUAUAACUAUUUCUCUUUGUAUUAUGCAAUUAUUUAUUAAUUAUGAAUUGAUUACUGCGUAUUUCCAA